Didymosphaeria variabile is the source of this 837-nucleotide messenger RNA. RefSeq lists its product as uncharacterized. The transcript has 2 exons. Lineage: Eukaryota; Fungi; Ascomycota; Dothideomycetes; Pleosporales; Didymosphaeriaceae. The coding region runs from base 1 to 837 and encodes 278 amino acids. The record is from RefSeq and is a predicted model, not a curated record.
AUGGAGCCAGAACGACAUCGAGCGCCUUCCAAACCCACCCCCACCAAUACCCCCGGCGCUCUUCACCAGCCACCUUACCCCCAUCCCCACUCUCAGACGAACGCCAACCCGACCUUCGUCCGUCUCUGCGAGACCCGUCCUUCCCGUCUUACAUCGAGGGUUCCCUCCUCCGACAGCAAGAAAACAUACUCCUCACAGGGUCGAGCCGGGCAUAAGGCAAGGACAAACCCGCCUGCUAGCAUGCCUGUUGGCAUCGGCAUACCUCUACCGCCCGAUCACCGUUCCAUCCCCACGACCGGAAACAUUCAGUUGACCGGCCCCAGGAUGGUGCAUAUGUCGCACACCGAGCAACGCAAGUCAAGUCAGAAGAUCAUCGAGAUCGGGGCUAUGGCUGUGCUGAACAUGGCUUCCACCAGACCGGAACCUGACAAUAUCGACCCGCGCUUGGUGCUACUGGGAGAGGGGUUCAGGAUACGAGAAAAGAGCAGUGCGCCGAGCCCUGAGCCGCGGGAUGGGGAAGAUUCACCAACGCAGAAGAUGCUGAAAGAUUUGGUUAAGAUGGAGAAGAUGUUGAGGGAGAGGGGUGAGGGAGAGGAGGAGAGGAAAGCACUGAAUGGAUGUGGGUAUAUUAGGGAGGUGCUGGGUAGGAUGGGUGACAAAGGUGGAAUAAUGGGUGAUGAGGGUCGUGGUGAUGGGCCGUCUCAGGUCGACGAAAGCAAAGCGCUAUGCUCAAGCCCUGCUUCGUCCGAUGACGCCAGCCCUUUGACCGAUGAGGAGCUCAUGCGCGAGUUGGGUGUGAACUUUCCCUCGCCCUCUUCGGGGAGCCACGGGGUCUAG